AUGAUUUCUUCUAGGGUGGCUCUCAGACGGGCUGGCCAUAUUCGAUGGUCAUGCCAACCACGUUUCACUGCCCGCCGCCAAUGGGCGCGAUAUAACAGCGACAGCUCCAAGGGGCCCGCGCAUAGGCAAGGCGGAAAUCCCUUCGCGCGGGCAGCCGUCUAUGCUGGUGUGUUUGGUUUGGCAGCUGCGGGAGCUUAUUACUAUCCCGAGCUCAAGGAAAGUUUUUCAACAGAAGAAGAAGCUAUCGAGCCCUCAAAAGCCCAACCAAGGUUCGAGAAGUCUCGCAGGCAACCCAUAUCAAAGGAGGAUAACCGAGAUAUCAUCAGUUCUCAACACCUGCAGGUCAAGAAUAGCUGGGAGCACCCAGGAGUCUAUGCUUGGGGGUCAAACAGUGGCAAGGUUAUCGACCCGGAGUCUAAUGAUAAGUACGUCAAGCUGCCCCGACGAAUAUCCUUCUUCAACGACCAAAUCCUCAGGGAUUUGAAGCUCACCCAUAGUUUUGGGGCGGCCGUCAAUGAGAAGGGCGACUUGAUUCAAUGGGGACUUGGCUUUUCGAGCAGUGACCCGAAGCCGGUGACUACACUGAGGGGCAAGGAUCUAGCCAAGAUCGAGGUGUCUACUGACCGAAUCAUUGCCUUGUCUCGAAAGGGUGAUGUAUACUCUGUCCCAUCGUCCAGGGACGAUCUGGAAGGCGGGGUUAAGGAGACUCGGCAAAAGAGCUCCUGGUCAUUAUGGAGCUCUACCGGCAAGGAAGCCAUCAACUUCCGCAACCUAACACCAAGUGGCUUGGGCUGGGGCGAGAGGGUUAUCGACAUCAGCAGCGGACUUGAGCACUGCAUUAUGUUGACGUCAAAGGGACGUGUCUUCACCGCUGCCUCGAGCGCUAUUGCGUAUCCCUCCAAGGGUCAGAUGGGAAUUGCCGGUCUUACUUGGGAAACCCGGCCGAAAGGUCCAUACGAUCAGCCUCAUGAACUCUUGUCGCUAAAGGGCUUUGAAGCGACGGCCAUUGCCUCGGGGGACUAUCAUUCGGUGAUUUUGGACAAGCUGGGCAGAAUCUUCUCCUUUGGUGACAACACAUUUGGCCAGCUCGGAUUCACAAUGGACUCCGGCCUGCCCUACGCUACCACUCCCUCCAUGAUUCCUGUCGACAAACUGUAUGCCGCCUCGGGGAUGGUACCAAAGGCCACGUCUAUCAAGGCCGGAGGAACCAACACCUUCUUCACAGUUGAUGCUAGCGCGCCAACUACGGCGGUUGAGUCUCGGAGUAUGGUUCCAGCCAAGCGGAUGCCAGGAACAAUUUCUGACCUGUGGGUGUGUGGUCAAGGUGUUGCAGGCACAUUAGGGACUGGCAAAUGGACUCAUGUUUCCAUCGCGCCUACAAAGAUUAAAGCACUUUCAUCUCUUUUUGAGUUUGACGAGGAGACAAACAAGAACGUGCCAAUUAAGCUGAAGGCACUCAGUGUUGGAAGUACCCACUGCGCCGCCGUCAUGGAUAACAUAACGAAAACAAACACGUCAAGCAGCGGUUCUGAAAACGAAACGAACUGGGGUGCUGAUGUUUUGUUCUGGGGUGGCAAUGAAUACUACCAAUUGGGCACUGGGAAAAGGACGAAUAUGAACACACCGACAUAUAUUGGACCUUUGGAUGGCGGCGAAGGGGAUGCAAACAAGAGAAGGAAAGGAGAGAUGCACCGCCUCUGCCUUACUCCAAAACAGACGGUUCGUAUCGGAGAAGGCGGAAAGGGCCGCAAGGUUACGUUGGAGCAAAAGGUGGAAUGCGGCCGGCUGGUUACCGGGGUGUACUCGGCCGUUUAA
Molecule: messenger RNA, 1815 nt
Organism: Metarhizium brunneum ARSEF 3297
Lineage: Eukaryota; Fungi; Ascomycota; Sordariomycetes; Hypocreales; Clavicipitaceae
Gene: FMP25
Product: Protein FMP25
Biological process (GO): mitochondrial respiratory chain complex III assembly
Cellular component (GO): mitochondrial inner membrane
Source: RefSeq, a predicted model, not a curated record